GGAAGCGCAAUCACAGGCGUUGGCGACUCAAACUCGCUUGCUUCAACAGAUCUGCGAUCUCCUUGAUGCUCAGGAUCGCCAUUGGGCAGUGCUCGAACAGACAGUGUCCAAUGACGUCACCCCCAUCGACCCCGACGAGGUGCUCGACAACCACCGCGUCGGCGAGCUCAUCGCCACCUUCACGUCUGCGGCCGAUGCUGCCUUCUCCAGCACCGCCGACGUCGAGUGUGGUGCGGUCCGUAGCUACGCGGCUACCAACACCGAGAUCGACGCCGUGGAGGCUGCUGCGGCAAUUCGCGUCAGCGCGCUGGAGUCGUGGCGUCCGCGAGUCGAGUCCCACGCAUCGGUCAACCUCUUCGACAGCGGCGACGACUCCAACGAGCUGCGCUACGAGGAGCCCGUCACCGCCGACAACUGGGGCGGACUCUUCGAUGGCGAUGGCGCUGCCAACGCGGAGAUCGCCGACGACUGGGACAAACCCUCCACCGCUUCCACCGACGAGCCCAGCCUCGUCCACGUGCUCCGCCACGGCCCUCCGCUGCUCGUCGAGAGCCGCCUCCAUGCACUCCGCGUGGCGCAGGAGCUGGGCGCCCGUCCACGUGCUGGUGGGCGAGCUCGUGUGCUUACCGGAGAAGAUGAUGGCGACCACCAGCCCCGUGACCUCGGGCUCGGUCGUGCCACGCUCGUCCCUGUACCUGGCCUCCAUCAGGAUCUGCAGCACGUCGUCGUCCCCGGCUCGGAUGGAGGAGCGCCUACGCGACUGGACGACCUCGGCGAAGAUACUCUCUUCGAUGGCACUGACAUCACCAAGCUGCCUACCACCUGUUCGACUUCGGGGCUCACAGCCGAACUCGCCAUGGCACACUACGGCUCGCAUCUACCUAGUGAUAAGGGAGGUUCUGUUGCGUUGUGGCAGUCGGCGCGAUCGCUGGCGCUCGCGUGCCAGCAGGCGUCCUCUACGCGCGGCACGCCGGCCAUGGCCAGCAUGGGGAAGAUGAGCGUCGGGGACCUCACGGAGGCUGACCUCAAGGGGAAGCGCGUCUUCAUGUGCGCCGAGAUCCACGAGCCACCCGACGAGAACCAGAACAGCACCAACGACAUCCUCUCCACCUCGUGCGACACUGCCGUGCACGUCGUGAAGCGGUGCCAACGCCUGUUUCCGCUCGCGGACUCGACCGGCGCGUUCGACGCGGCCGUGGCGGCGCGAGUAACCCAGAUGGUCGUGCCGUCGCCAGCCAGGAACGCAACGCCCACAAGCUCCUCACCGGAGAGCACGACGUGCUGGUUCUCGUGCGACAACAAGAGCAGCAAGCAGCUGCAGCUGCAGCGUGGCGGGCCAUCGUUGGCCGAGCGACAGCAGCCAAGGGCGAUGCUAGCAUGCCGAGCGAUCACGGAAAGGGUGAAGCGGCCCAAAGAAGAGGAGCAGGCGACAUCAGUGCCAGAGGUGGCAGUCGUCGCCGACGUCAAGGGCAAGGAGUACAACUCGGUGGAGAGGUUGACCAGGGUGAACUGCCGUUCUGAUUUCAUCAUCUGGAGGAGUCUGUUCGACGCGUGCUGCAGGCUGUGCAAGUUGUUUAACUGCCAGGAGCUCAAGCUCACAGAUAGCCGGUCUGCAUUGACCUUGAUUGAUGCUCAAGUGGUGUUUGAGAAAAUGCAGCAAAGUGCUACCUCGGUUAGUGUCCCGCAGGAUGCCUUCAACAUGUUCUGCAGCAAGACUAGUUCUAGCAAGCAGGUGGCCAGAGCCAUCUUCAUCAAUCCUGAGCAUGAUCUGUACCCCGAGAUCUUCCACCUAGAGCAGCUCAUCUCAGGGAAGGAGGACACAACUAACAACUUCUCUCGUGGCUACUACACUAUUGGAAAGGGAAUGGUGCUGGUAGCUAACAACUUGGGUGACGACCUUCUUGCUCGCCGCAGUGAGAUCAAGCAACCAUGGCCUCCACCUCAGGAGUUGGCGUGCUUGGGUUUGAACAUCAUGGUUGUCUUGGUGUUCCUUGCUACCAGUGACCUACAUGCAGUGACCUACAUAUAUGCUCAGUCUUUAUUUGGGAUCCUGGUGGUGUUGCGAACAGCAGCUUGGGGGCAAGCCGCACCUCAAGGAGAGGGAAAUGUCAGGUACCCAGCCCAUAUGGUAUUUGCCGGCCCAGUUAGCUGACAAUAUAUAAGGAGCAGCAACAAUUAAAGAUGGAUAUGCAAAAACAAUAGAACCGUUCUUCUUCUUCGUCAAGCAUCGUUGUUCUCUACUAAUGUCUUCGUCUUAGUUCUAUACUGUUGUCUUCCUCAUCCAUUUCUGCUUCCUCUGCUGUAACUGCUACUAGUUCUUAGUUGAAUCAAUACAUAUCGUCAGUAGGUCGCUGACACAAACCCUAUGUUAUGGGU
Messenger RNA from Zea mays, 2376 nucleotides. RefSeq lists its product as uncharacterized. Bases 857 to 2152 code for a protein of 431 amino acids. The transcript has a single exon. The record is from RefSeq and is marked predicted. NCBI's taxonomy places the organism in Eukaryota, Viridiplantae, Streptophyta, Magnoliopsida, Poales, Poaceae.